Messenger RNA from Coffea arabica (coffee), 585 nucleotides. The record is from RefSeq and is a predicted model, not a curated record. NCBI's taxonomy places the organism in Eukaryota, Viridiplantae, Streptophyta, Magnoliopsida, Gentianales, Rubiaceae.
AUGGCAGAGGAACUAGCUUCUAUAAUGCAGAGGUUCGCACUCUCUGAACAAGAGUUGGGAGGUACAGCUCUUGAAAUGGGAGAUGCUAACACGGGUAUUCAGGAGUGCCAGCUGGGUCUGGUAGGAAGAGUGAUGGGGGAGAAGCUAAUUAAUUUUGUGGGGGUGAAAAAUUUUGUAAGCUUGGCUUGGGGCUAUCCUCGUGGGUUGAAUGUUAUGGAGUUAGGACCUAACUUGUUUCAAUUUAUCAUUCCGAGUGCUACUGAUAGAGAGAGGAUUCUAAAUAGAGGUCCUUGGUUAGUAGAUAGCCAAAUAUUGAUCCUCAGACGGUGGUAUAAUGGGAUAGAGGAGGACAAUGGUGUUUUUAAGUUGGCUCCUUUGUGGAUACAGGUGUGGAAUCUUCCUGUACAUUGGAUCUCGAAAGAGGUUGGGUGGAAAAUUAGAUCCAUUUUUCCAGAAGUGAAAGAGGUUAUAAUACCCCAAAUAGGAGGAAAGGAAGGAAGGCACUUGAAGAUGUUGGUGAUCGUAGAUAUUUCCCGUCCACCGGUGAGAGGCUCGAUAGUAAAGCUUAGCGGAGUAGGGAAAUAG